Molecule: messenger RNA, 192 nt
Organism: Choloepus didactylus (southern two-toed sloth)
Lineage: Eukaryota; Metazoa; Chordata; Mammalia; Pilosa; Megalonychidae
Source: the annotation of a RefSeq genome assembly
AUGCCUCAGCUAGACACGUCAACAUGAUCCAUCACUAUCCUCUCAACAUUCAUCUCACUAUUCACCCUAAUACAACUCAAACUCACUAAACAUAACUUCAUCACCCCCCCAACGCCAAAAACACCCAACACAACAAAACACACAACACCUUGAGAAAUAAAAUGAACGAAAACUUAUUCGCCUCUUUCGUAG